AUGGUUUGUUCCUCAUAAAUCCAACCAAGGCAGGCCAUACCACAAUUCAUUACUAACCAAACUCCCUGCAAAAAUCUCAGUUACUUGUUAGAGAUGACAUUGUGUUGGUGUAUUUGGUGGCCUGGUAAAUGCCCACCGCCUGCUAAUAAUACUAAUCCCCCAACGCCUGCUGAAUAUAUUUAUCCCCCACCCCUUUAUUACUCACCGCCUCCACCUGAUAAUGGUCCAGUGAAUAUAAAGGAUGAGAAUAGGGAUAAUCAAUGGGACAGCGAUUUGCUUUUGGUGAGCAUAGCGUGUAUCUGUGCUGCUUUUUUACUUAUCGUUACUGUUUAUUACCUGUAUGCCCGGUGGCAUGACAACCGGCUGACACAGAGAGAGGUGGAGCGCCGCCGUCUGCGGAGGCUCGGGAUUUCACGUGUCCGUAGAGCGUCAGAAGAUCGGAUUCUGGCGUCGCCGAGAGAGGGGCUUCGAAGAUCUAUGGUGGAUGCUCUACCGGUUUUUGUCUAUCAGCCGGAAAAUUUUACCGACGGCUUACGCUGCGCCGUUUGCCUUUGUGAAUUCCAGGAGAAGGAGAAGUCAAGGCAGCUGCCCAGCUGCAAACAUAGUUUUCACGUGGAUUGUAUUGAUAUGUGGUUUUAUUCUCAUUCAACAUGUCCUCUUUGCAGGGCCAGAGUCGAUGCUCAGCCUGUACAAAUGGAAAUGUCAGUUAUAGAAGAAGAAGAAGAAACGGAUGACAAGGUGUCGAUGAGCAGUAUGAACGGUUCAGAUGUAGAAGAACAACAUAUUCAACGUAUUGAGAAGAAGAAUGGUGAUUGUUGUGAGGAAGAGGAGGAGAGUGGAGCACAUGCUGUCAUUGACAUGCCCACCACUGAAAACUAAGCUCCGUAUCUCACAUUUAAGCCCUUUGCUACAUUAUAUCAGAUUGCGAUAGUUUAUUAAAUCAAUUAAAAAGUUACACUAUUCACCAAAAGAAAAAAGGGGAAAAAAAGGGAUACGGAAUCACCCCUCAUAAUCAUGUGAUUACGGAUUUUUUUUAUUUUAAUGCUAUGGUUUACCAUUAGAGUGAUGUGAUUACGGAUUUUAGGAGGGCCUCUUUGUGUGUUUCUAAAUAAAAAGGAUGGA
Messenger RNA from Cryptomeria japonica (Japanese cedar), 1122 nucleotides. RefSeq names its product RING-H2 finger protein ATL2-like. Gene Ontology annotation, biological process: protein ubiquitination. Bases 94 to 879 code for a protein of 261 amino acids. Lineage: Eukaryota; Viridiplantae; Streptophyta; Pinopsida; Cupressales; Cupressaceae. The record is from RefSeq and is a predicted model, not a curated record. Gene Ontology annotation, molecular function: transferase activity. The transcript has a single exon.